Molecule: messenger RNA, 2376 nt
Organism: Trifolium pratense (red clover)
Lineage: Eukaryota; Viridiplantae; Streptophyta; Magnoliopsida; Fabales; Fabaceae
Product: cytochrome P450 4X1-like
Exons: 7
Coding region: 179-1918 (579 amino acids)
Molecular function (GO): iron ion binding; heme binding; oxidoreductase activity, acting on paired donors, with incorporation or reduction of molecular oxygen
Source: RefSeq, a predicted model, not a curated record
UUACUCCAAUUUCCUCAUCUUAUCUUAAUCACAAAUAAUACUUGUAGCAAAACGACACCGCCACUAUACUCCAAAACACAAACAACAACGUCGUUUAGUGUCUCUAGUUCUAAACCAUGUUUAAAAGAAACAGAACACAAAAUCACAUAACAAGAAUCAUCAUCAAUUACCAUAGCUUAUGAUUAAUGAGAAAAUGAAUGAUUCACCAUGUUUCACAGAUUCUUCAUCAUUUUCAGUUCCAAAUACUUUCAUUGGUCUUCUUCUUCUUAACUUCAAAAUCAGAUCUUCAUCUUCAUGUAACAAAAACAACACUCUUCUCUUUACUCCUUCUGAGUUAUUCAGAGAUUUUGUCACAAGAGAAUUCAAUGCUUUUCUUUGGGUUUUUCUUCUUGUUAUCACUACCCUUUUGGUUAAAAGACUCUCUGAUCUCUUCACUUUGUUGUAUAAAGCUAGAAAAAUACCUGGACCUCCAUCUUCAUCGUUUUUUGGACACUACAAACUCUUCUCCAAACAAAAUUUCAAUGAUGUGUUGUCAGAAUCCCAUGAGAAGUAUGGUCCAAUUGUUAAGCUGUGGUUAGGCCCUACUAAGCUUCUGGUGUCAGUUAAGGAUCCAGUGCUAAUUCAAGAUAUGCUUAUAAAGGCCGAGGAUAAAUUACCUUUUACUGGAAAAGCCUUUCAUCUAGCCUUUGGGGAAUCAAGCCUUUUUGCUCCUUCCUAUGAAAAGGUCCAAAAGAGAAGGGAGUUAUUGGCAACAGAACUGAAUGAAAGAUUGAUGACGACUGCUGAUCUGAAUCCUCUGAAAGUUGCAGACUUUAUCAUAGAUCAAAUAGAAAACUUCAAAGUCAGAGGAAGCAUUGGUUGCGAGUUGGUUUCUCAGCAUAUGGCUUUCACAUUAAUGGGGGCGACAUUCUUUGGAGAUGUCUUCUUGGCUUGGCCGAAGGCUGCAGUAUACGAGGAACUUUUUAUGAUGAUUGCUAAAGAUGCUUGCUUUUGGGCUUCCUAUAAUGUUACUCCAUUUUGGAAACAAGGAUUUUGGAGGUAUCAACACUUAUGUACAGAGUUAAGAUGCUUAACUCAAGAAAUCCUUCAACAUUGCAGAAAGAGCUGCAAGAGUUUAGGCCAUAUUGAUCAAAAUGUUCAUAGCGAGGAUGGUGCACAAUACAACUCUAAUGACAGUUUCCAAAAUUACCAUUUCUUUCGUGACCUUAAUGAUCAGCAAAAUUCUAUGGAAGAACCUUACGGGAACAUCAUGCGUCUGAUGCUUCAUGGAUGUCAAACUACAGGUUCUUUAAUUGCCAAUGUAUUGACUAAUCUUGCCGUGCAUCUGGAAAUUCAGGACAAGGUUUAUUCAGAGAUUAGCAUGGUUGGGAAAAACCCAUCAAAAUAUGAGCAUGAAGAAGUUUAUAGGAUGCCAUUGCUAUUGGCUACAAUUUAUGAAUCUGUACGCCUUCUUCCCACUGGUGCUAUGCUACAGAGGUGUUCUACGAAACACGACGUGAGAUUUUCAACUGGCGUAACCAUACCUGCUGGAGCUGUAAUGGUUGUGCCAGUUCAAUUGGUACAGAAGGAUGGCUUCAAUUGGGGAAAAGAUGCAAGUGAUUUUAAUCCAUACCGAUUUCUGUCAAACAUUACAAAAGGAUCAGGUUCUGAAGAACAACUUGAUUAUGGAAUCAGCUCGUUCGUACUAAACGAUCCAAAUGAAAAUGCAGCAUUUCUUCCUUUUGGAUCCGGUACGCGUGCAUGCGUUGGGCAGAAAUUUGUUAUCCAAGUUGUUGCCACAUUGCUGGCAUCAUUACUCAAGAAAUAUGAGAUAAGACUCAACUGUAGCUCAGAUGGUGACUCGGAACCAAUCUUGAAAAAUCAUCUUCUUCAACAUCAUCCUAAUUCACAAAUACUGUUUGUGAGAAGGAACCAGUGAAAGAAUGAGAAAGACAAGUAUACUAUGUAGAUAAAGUUGGUUUUGUAAUUCAAGUCAAUGAUGCAGAAAAACAUCGGUGUACCGUGUACCCUUUAUCUUUCUUCACACGUCAUCUUUUUCCUUUUUUUUUCCAAGAUGAAUGGGGAAGCUCUUCUCAAUAUUAAUGGCUCAUUGUGGUCAUGGAGGAUACAACUUGUGUUUAUGAAUUCAAGUUUUUUUCCUUCCUGUUUUUAAUCACUACCCUAUAGUGUUAGCUUCAAGCCAUGGCACAUGUUUUUGUUGGUUUUUUAAGCACUAAGGGCAUGUAUAUAUAUAAUGCUGCUAGGAGCCAUAGGUUUUCCUUCCCUUUCUCUGGAUGAGGAACACUUUCUCUUUUGAUGUUAUGACUUUUUUACUUCGGUAAGAAGUUUGUUCUUGUAUUGUAUCAUGAUAUUGUCAGAAUAAAAUGUACUUGGAUA